AUGGCAACAGCACGUCAUGUUCAUGCUGCAACCCUGUUUAAUUCAAGCAAAGUUCUUGCCACUGCUGGCUACGGAUAUACAGGUUAUCUGGCUAGUUCUGAAAUAUAUGAUUCAUCAACAGACCAAUGGAACCCUACUGCAAGCAUGGCAAGAGCACGUACUGCUCAUACUGGAACUCUUCUUCAAUCGGGGAAAGUUCUUGUCACUGGUGGUGUAGCAAAUACCGGCUAUAUGGCUAGUUGUGAAAUAUAUGAUCCAUUAACGGGCCAAUGGAACACUGCUGCAAGCAUGGCAAUACCACGUAUUUCUCAUACUGCAACCCUGCUCAAUUCUGGCCAAGUUCUUGUUACUGGUGGUAUCACAUUUGGGGCACCUGCUCUGAAUAAUUCUGAAAUAUAUGAUCCAUCAACGGACAAAUGGAACCCUACUUCAAGUAUGGCAACAGCACGUACUUCUCAUACUGCAACCCUGCUCAAAUCGGGCAAAGUACUUGUUGCUGGUGGUGCGGCUAGUUCUGAAGUAUAUGAUCCAUCAACGGGCCAGUGGAAUCCUCUUACAAGCAUGGCAACAGCGCGUUAUUAUCAUGCUGCAGCCCUGCUCAGAUCGGGCAAAGUUCUCGUCACUGGUGGUGACGUCGGAUCAGUUAACUAUCUGGCUAGUUCUGAAUUAUAUGAUCCAUCAACAGGUCAAUGGGACACUAUCAAAAACAUGGCAACAGCACGUAAACUUCAUACUGCAAUUUUGCUUCGUUCGGGCAAAGUUCUUGUCACUGGUGGCGUAGGAUCUUCCGAUUUUUUGGCUAGCUGUGAAAUAUAUGAUCCAUCAACAGGCCAAUGGAACAACAUUACUAGCAUGACAGCAGGGCGUGCUGCUCAUACUACAACUCUGCUCAAUCCAGGCAAAGUUCUUGCCAUUGCUGGCGAUGGAGGUACCGGUAUCCUGAAUAGUUCUGAAAUAUAUGAUCCAUCAACAAGCAAAUGGAACCCUGCUGCAAGCCUGGCAACAACACGUACUUAUCAUACUGCAACCCUGCUUAAUUCCGGCAAAGUACUUGUCACUGGUGGCGAAAAUUUUCUUCGAUCUCCGUACAGUCUAGCAGCAUCCGAUGGUGAUCGAAAUCUCUAUCAUUGUAGUGGUGCUGCACCUCAAGAUGUGUUAACAGUGACAUAUCAAAGUUCACAAACACAUAGUCUGGUAUUAUAUCGUGGAAAAUCAGCAUCAAGAGAAUGGGAUGAUGCUGUUGCGCUAGAUACAUGUGUACCAGACAACUAUACAGGAUCUAGUUAUGCUGAAUAUUUCGCUCAAGUUGUUGCUGUUUCGAUUUAUUUAGUUGGUAAAGGUUUUGGUGGACAAGAAUAUGGUUGUAUGAGAAAUAAAUUGCAGCUGAUUCGUCUUCAACCAUACGCAAUGUAUCAAUAUUCAACUGAACUUGAGCUCAAUAGAGCUGAUCUUUGGUGGACAAUAAAUGAAAGUGAACAAGAAAUAACUUUUGAAUUGCAUAUAAAAACAAGAGGAUGGAUUGGUUUAGGUAUUAGACCAGGUACAUAG
Molecule: messenger RNA, 1548 nt
Organism: Rotaria sp. Silwood1
Lineage: Eukaryota; Metazoa; Rotifera; Eurotatoria; Philodinida; Philodinidae
Source: the annotation of a GenBank genome assembly